Molecule: messenger RNA, 753 nt
Organism: Necator americanus (New World hookworm)
Lineage: Eukaryota; Metazoa; Nematoda; Chromadorea; Rhabditida; Ancylostomatidae
Exons: 1
Coding region: 1-753 (250 amino acids)
Source: RefSeq, a predicted model, not a curated record
AUGAUGCAAGCCAAGAAGAUUAACUACGACGUCAUCGGACUGACCGAGACGAGGCGACGUCACCCUCUCAACGCCGUACAUGAAAGUGGAAAAGAAUUGUUUCUAGGAACAUGCAACAGUAGGGGAGUUUUUAGAGCUGGCGUCCUCGUCAACACGAGUAUCGCACAGAACAUGGACUCUUUCGAACAACUUACGACCCGAAUCGGACGUCUGCGGAUGAGUAGACGUGGUCCAACACCAGCUUUGCCUAUCUUCGUCGUUUACGCUCCAGCAUCGAGCUACGAAGAAGAUGUCCAAGUUUUCUAUAUGGAUCUGGAGAAGUUCUACCAAAAAGAUCAUGCCUUUUACAACUUUAUAAUUGGCGAUUUCAACGCCAAAUUGGCCCAAGAAGAACGCCUGAGAAAAUUCGCUUCGGGACCCACGGCCUACAAUCGAAUGAACAGGGGAAGAGGCUCUCAGAAGUUCACAGAGCGAAAUCCCAGAACUAUCAUUAACUGGGAUCUCUUCGCUACGCUAGCCGGCUUUCGGGAAGAUUCCGCAAUUCACAACAUCGACGAGGAGUAUGGCCGGCUCGGUGAACACCUUCACGACUGCACGAAGAAGGCUGAGAGUUUUAAAACCGCCAAAAGACGCCUUUCUCUCGAAACUCUUGAGCUGAUACGCCAGCGUAGAGCAGCACGAGCCGCAGGGAAACAAGAACUCACGUCCGAACUCGCAAGGCUUUGCAGAGAGGCGAUAAAAGGAAGACCUUGA